This is a messenger RNA of Ficedula albicollis (Collared flycatcher), 3294 nucleotides long. RefSeq names its product cysteine rich with EGF like domains 2 (gene CRELD2). The record is from RefSeq and is a predicted model, not a curated record. Gene Ontology annotation, molecular function: calcium ion binding. The coding region runs from base 1 to 945 and encodes 314 amino acids. The transcript has 10 exons. NCBI's taxonomy places the organism in Eukaryota, Metazoa, Chordata, Aves, Passeriformes, Muscicapidae.
AUGUUGUUAUUAGGUUUAGCAGAUACAGCUAAAAAAAACUUUGGUGGUGGAAACACUGCUUGGGAAGAGAAGACGCUGUCAAAGUAUGAGUCCAGUGAAAUUCGUCUUGUUGAGAUCAUAGAGAAUCUGUGUGACAGUAGUAACUUCGAAUGUAACAACAUGGUGGAAGAACAUGAAGAACUUAUAGAGAAAUGGUGGUUCAAAUUAAAGAAGAAGUAUCCAGAUUUGUUUAAGUGGUUUUGCAUUGAAACAAUAGAAGUUUGCUGUCCUGCUGGAACUUAUGGACCAGAUUGCCUUGCUUGUCAUGGUGGAUCAGAGCGACCUUGCCAUGGAAACGGCCACUGUGACGGUGAUGGUACCCGAGGUGGAGAUGGCUCAUGUAGCUGUAAGAAGGAGUACACGGGACAAUUUUGUUUGGACUGUUCUAGUGGUUACUUCAGUUCCUUGAGAAAUGAGACACAUUCUGUUUGCACAGCCUGCCAUGCUUCCUGUAAGACUUGUACUGGUUCAAGUAACAAGGACUGCCAAGACUGUAAAGAAGGCUGGAUUAAAAAUGAAGGUGGAGCUUGUGUGGACUUAGAUGAAUGUGCUGCUUCUCCUUGCAAAGAUCACCAAUAUUGUUUGAACACAGAUGGAUCUUUCUCAUGCAAAGCAUGUGAUGCCAGCUGUGUCGGUUGCACAGGAGAAGGUUCUGAAAAGUGUAAGACCUGUGCAUCUGGAUACAUGAAGGAAGAUGAGAAGUGUACAGAUAUAGAUGAGUGUAACCUUCCUGAAAAGGUCUGCACGAAAGAGAAUCAAGACUGUGUUAAUACAUCAGGUAGUUACAAGUGUGUAUGUUCAGAAGGGUUUGAAGAUAAGGAUGGAACCUGUGUUCAAACUGUAAAACCAGGAGAGGAAGAGAGUGAAACAACUGAGCCUUCACAUACUGAACAUGUUGACUUAUGAUCUGCGUUCAGAACCAAAAGACAUUCCUAUCUAAAGUUUUAAAUUAUUGGACUAAGCCUCUGCUAGCUGACAUGCUGUGGAAGUGGUAUGAAAUACACAGGUUGCCAUUAAGACUUUGUUUUUUCAAUGGUGACAACCUGCUCUUUAAGCUGCAUUUCUUUUUUCUUAAAUCCCACUUUUUAUAUAAUUCUUCAAAAACAGCACUCUAGAUGGGUUACUAUAAAAUUUGAAUGAACGUAACACUGUACCCAGCAACUGUAAACAACUUGCAGGCUUCUCAUUCUAGUGCCUACUGAAAGCUAUUACCUUCUGGAAGAGUUUAGUUGCAAUUCAUAAUUCAAGAAAAAUUUAGACUGAAGUUUGUUGUUUCUAAUCAUGAGAAAUAUUUCUGUAAUUGAAAUACUGUUUUUGGAAAUUGUCAAAGGGAAUCUCUCUAGGGGGGAGGGAAGCACUGUUCCCUUAAACAAAAUAGAAUGCCUAAUAUUGCAUUCAAUAAAGGUUUAUUUUGUUCGAAUGUGCCUUAAAAUUUUUAAGAUGUUAACACCUUGAUGUGUUGUCAUGCCUAUUUUUCUUCAGUGAAAAAAAUCCCAAAACCACAAAAGCAACCCAAGCGACCCUCAAAGAACCAAAACCCCAGAGCCUUGUGAGCUGUAUUUCAGUUCAGCACUGAAUUCCAGCACUCAGUUGUAUUGGAAUAUACAUGAAAUAAAAACCCCAACCCAACAACAUCCCCCCUCUCACACAUGCUUUCCUCUAAAGGAAGAAUUAUGUCAACUUAACUUUUCAAAGGCAGGUGAGCAUCAAACAAUGCCAUUUGCAAAUUGGAAAAAACACCGAGAAUUGUGAAAAUCACCAAAUCACACUUCUAGCAUAAAGCUCUCGGUGUAUGUGGCACUAUGUGGAUAUAUUGAGACAUUCCUCCCUGAUGAACAGGGUGCACCCUGCCCUUCAGGUUACUUUCAGACCAUUCUUAAUACCGCACAAAGUAAGGCACACAAGUAAUUCAAGUUUGUGUUAACAAAUGACUAACUGAAAAAAAAUGUGUCAAGAGAAAAAUAAACAAUAAAACCUCCAGCAAGAAAAUAAAUGCUUUAAAAAAUCCAAGAAGUCCUGGAUCAUGUGUAGCAGUAAUAUAAAGGACAGCUGUCCAUAAUGGUCCUAGGUAACCUGGUACCCCUUCUUUCCCUCUUGUCAGACAGACUGCUAUGAAUUGUUGCCUAAGAUUGUAUUUUAUCUGUUCUGAAAGGAAUCUUGUGAGGGUAUUCAACGCAACUGCCUGCGCUUUUUUCCCCCCUUCCUUGCAUCAGAACUGAAUUUUUCUCAUUCCUUUCAGCAACUUCACACCUUUUCUAAUUUCAUGGUUUCAUUUGCUGCAGACAUGCCCGUAGCAGCCCUUAAUACCCUUCAAAUCCCCUUGCCAGUUCUCCAAGGAGGCUUUGGUUUUCUUGAUUCCAUCCCUUCAUGCCAAGACAGUGGCUCUGUAUUCCUUCCAGGUCACUUGCCACUGUUUCCACCUUGCGUGUUCCUUUUUAUGACUUUAGUCAGGAGCUGGUUGUUCAUUCUUGUCAGCUUCCUGCCACCUUUGCUUGAUUUCCCACACAUUAGAAUUGGAGAAAGUGAUCACUGGAAAUUAACCAACUGCCUUGGACCCUUCUCUCUAGGACUGUCUGCCUUAGCUUUCCUCUCAUGUUGAUGCCUGAACUGCCCAGAUCUACUUUUCUGAUAUAAAGGGUUAUGAUCCUGCUACUUCUUUGAAGGCAAAAUAGUAUUUGGUUACACUUCUUGGUCUACUGCUGAGGUAAAAAUACUGUCUCUAUACUUAAUGGUGCUUUUUUGUUGAAUCCAACCUGUCUUAGUGGGGUAGGCUCCGUAGGCUCUUUGGGACUCAGGGUCAUCUUUUUGAUCUGCUUUUGUUAAAGAUAUGUCCUAAUCCUCACAUGUCCCUCAGUUUGCAUCACUGCAUUUGAUGUGUAGGAUUCACAUCUAGCUCUGCAUCCACUAGUGCAGAAACUGCAUGAGCAGUAGCUGGAAAUUUGUGCAGCUAGAAGAAUGUGUUUCUAUUGCUGAAUUCCAUGUUUACAGUGCACAGUAAAUCCAAGAGGGAGGAAAAAAUGUAAAGGGAACUUUAAAUACAUAUUGGGGCUGCUAUGCCAGUAUUUUUAAGCAUAUUUGAGAAAUUAUGGAUGUGGUGCUUCAUGUUUUGCAAAUUGUGAUGUCCACAUAGUGUAUCAUUGUGGUAGAUUAUGUAUACAGUAACUUCAUAAAUCUUUCUGUAUCUCUGGGAAAGUUUUGAUAGAUAUCAUACUUGGGCCACGCAAAUUUAUCUUCUUUGAGGAAAAAGGAAAAAGC